GGUCUUCGGCUGUCGAACGCCAACUUUGAAUCCCGACGGAUCUCCUCCGUAUUUUUACGCGACCGCGUGUGUGCGUGUGUGGGUCAGUGAUGUGCCGCGUCCGAAUGGCUCGUUAUCAUCGGAGGGAACCGUUACCGAUCGAAUGCUAAUCGUCGCCGCUUUCAUGACAUCCGUUCGACAAUUUGUAUUUUUCGUCUCCAGUAUUCGUUGAGAUUUCCGUCGUUGUUGUUAUUGUUUCGUGAUUUAUUUUUGCUGUAGAUAAGUCCGUGAUAUUCGUUGUGGAGUGCGAUUCCGGAAGCGACAGACUAGACAGUCAGAACCAUGAGGAUUCUGCCGUACGUGUUCCUCCUGCUCAUGGGAAUGACAUGGAGAUGUGUAAAAUCAACAUGUGUUUUCGAAACUGAUUUUGGGCUGUCAAUCAAUUGUGCUCUAAAAAAAUCUGGAUUAUUUCGUGUGAGAAAUCUUGGAGGCCUUAAAGGAUACGUUGGACUUGGCAUACAAUUAGCCGAUGAACUAGGAUUCAAGGAAUCGCUUUCGACUUUGGAACAAAAUAGUAAACGUCGUUCAGUCAAUGGAUUUCCAGUGCCAGGAUCGUUUGAACCUCUGCAGUCCUUACCGCAAAAGAACAAUCAAGCAACGACCGCUACAGAAAACAAUGACAACCAAGACAGAUCGGCUUACGCCAAGAUGAACGGUAGGACUGCUGUUGGCGUCGUCACGGUGCCGCCUUUCCGGCCUCUGAUGGCCGCGGCCAACAACAUGGUGCGCAAUGUCAGAUUGGCUGCACAACAGCAACAGCAGCAACAAUACCAACAACAACAACAAAAACAGCAACAAAAACAACAGCAACAGCAACUGUUGAAGCCACUUCCCGUGCCAGCAUUUGCCGCCCUACCCGAGUCCAUAGCCAAAGUCGCAGUGGAGCCUGCGCAACCUUCGUCGUUCGCCAGUGGUCAUCGGCAAUUACCGACGGCUUCCGUAGUGACGCCAAUGGCUUUCGGCCAAAGUCCGCAAAACUCGGUAGACGUACGGCCGAUAAUUGUGAUGCCCUCUAUACCCACAGCUGACGAUCGAAAGAAGCAAACUGACAGUAAUUCACCCCUGUCAAACGAAGUAGAUCCAGCGUCAAUGAUGUCGCUGUUCAAUGUGGCCGCCGCCAACAACGUGAGCGUUGAACAGCUGGCCAUGGCUCUCCGACAACGGCAACAACAACAGACUUUUUACCAAACAGUCACCGAUAAUAUAACUACACCUACUCCGACCACAACUGUUAGCGCGUUACCUACCACCACUACCACACCACAACCGCCGCCAGCACUUACCUCAGCAUACUUUUCGGAUGAGCAACAGCCGGUCGCUAAGAAAAUAGCAAUCAAACCAUAUAAGUCGAAAUACUCGGGCAGCCACAAGGUGAUGAACGCCCCUAAGGAAUACUAUCCUGUUGGAUACGACAAGAACUUCGACGACAACUUUGUUUCCAAAGUYGACCUACCUGACACAACAUUCAGUUGCGGCGACCAGAAACAUUUUCCUGGAUUGUAUGGAGACGAGGAUUUGGGUUGCAUGGUGUUCCACGUAUGCGCGUUCACCGAUGACGGUCUGACCCAAAAAAGUUUCCUGUGCCCUGAGUCGACGUUGUUCGACCAGACCAUACUCAAGUGCAACUGGUGGUUCUACGUUGACUGCAAGUCGUCCAAAAAGUUGUAUGAUAGUAACAUUCCCAUAUCGAAGAGUUAUCAGCUGAUGAAGGCAUUGACAUUCUUCUCGUCAUACUCGGCGGGACCAUCGAUGGACGCUUCUGUGGCCGCAGCCACCGCCGCCGUGUCACAACAUUCGUCAGACGAGUCGAACAAGUCCGAUCUCGCUACUAUUUCAUCGCAAUUCGAUGGCGUUACGAGUUCUUCAGUUUCAAACACCACUACAUCUGCUGAAGUUCUUGACAACGUGUCAUUACGAAGGUGAAUGGAUACUAUAUACCAAUCACCCCCGUCCUUAAUCACACGAACAUAAACAGAAAGGCGGAUUCUUUUUUUGGAGCACACGCGUUUAUGAAAACAAUGUCUCACAAAUAUUUAUAACUUUUUUUGUUUUAUUUAUUAUUUAAUUUAUGUGUAACGUUUAAAUCGUCGUGACAAAUAAGUUUUAGUGAUUUUAGAAUUUUACUAUUUUUGUGAUAUAAUGAUAUUAUUCAAAAUGAACGUUAUAUAUUAUAGGUGAUUCAUGGUAAUAUUAUCUAAUGUGCAUAAUAUUUUCUUAGACGCUUCAAAUAGUUUUCAAUUUGCUCAUUUAAAAUUUAAAUAAUUUUUACUCUGAUA
Molecule: messenger RNA, 2315 nt
Organism: Diuraphis noxia (Russian wheat aphid)
Lineage: Eukaryota; Metazoa; Arthropoda; Insecta; Hemiptera; Aphididae
Product: mind the gap
Cellular component (GO): extracellular region
Molecular function (GO): chitin binding
Source: RefSeq, a predicted model, not a curated record